Molecule: messenger RNA, 3133 nt
Organism: Lytechinus pictus (painted urchin)
Lineage: Eukaryota; Metazoa; Echinodermata; Echinoidea; Temnopleuroida; Toxopneustidae
Product: dehydrogenase/reductase SDR family member 4-like
Exons: 9
Coding region: 130-972 (280 amino acids)
Molecular function (GO): carbonyl reductase (NADPH) activity
Source: RefSeq, a predicted model, not a curated record
AAGACUAUGUGGCUCAUCGUGCCGCUGGAGCCUGGAUUGGAGCUCGAACUCGAAACGAACUCGAAAGAUAUCAUAUCGAGUACGGUACAUUCGUUAAUCUGAUCUACGCUGCAAUUAAGUUGAUACAGAAUGUUUCCCUUGACAAGAUUAUUGUCUUUAGCUAGACCAAUCAACCAUUUCCAUUUCAGGAUGGCAAGUGCUGCUGCUACAGGUUCGAGGCGUUUGGAAGGAAAAGUUGCAGUAGUUACAGCUUCCACGGAAGGAAUUGGCUAUGCCAUCGCCAAGAGACUAGGUGAAGAAGGUGCACAUGUUGUUAUCAGCAGUCGGAAGCAGGCCAAUGUAGACAAGGCAUUGAAGAGCUUAAAAGAGGCCAAUCUCAGCGUUUCAGGUCUGGUGUGCCAUGUAGGCAAAGAGUCUGAUAGGGCCAAACUUAUAGAGAUGGCUGUCAAGGAAAAUGGUGGAUUAGAUAUCUUGGUAUCAAAUGCUGCAGCAAAUCCCUUCUUUGGCAAAAUAUUAGAUUGUGAUGAUAAAUCCUGGGACAAGAUAUUUGAAAUCAAUGUGAAGUCAGCAUUUCUUUUGGUAAAGGAAAGUGUUCCUCACAUGGUCUCAAGAGGAGGAGGAUCUGUUGUUUUAGUAUCAUCAAUAGCAGGAUAUAUGCCCUUUGAGUUACUAGGACCAUACUCGGUCAGUAAGACCGCCCUCUUGGGUCUAACAAAAGCACUCACUCCACAGCUCACAGAGAUGAACAUCAGGGUAAACUGUGUUGCUCCAGGUCUUAUCAAAACCAACUUUAGUGCUGCUCUAUUUGCAACAGAGGAGAGUACUAAAUUAGCCUUGAGUCAGAUUCCUAUGAAACGAGCCGGUACUCCUGAUGAGAUUGCGGGGAUAGUAUCUUUCUUAGCUUCUGACGAUGCUAGCUACAUCACUGGUGAAAACAUGCUGGUAGCUGGAGGAUCUCCUUCAAAACUUUGAUUGUAUCCAUAAUCCAAUUUCACUCUUUAGUCUAUACAAUAAUACUGUAUUGUAUAUUGUACCAAGGAGACAACAAAAUGCAAAUUAUUUCAUGUAGCUUCCAAUAUCUAAAGAAGUACAAAAGAAUACACAGCUGCACUGUAGCCUUUGGUGAUGACAGGUAAUGCCGCCAGUUUUAUGGGGAAACUGAAAAGGGGUUGUGGUUGAUAAUACAUAAUUGGGUAUAUCUCCAAUUCUAUUUGAUCACAAAAUGUGGAUAUCAUUAAACACAUGACAAGAUAUAUCUCAAAUGCUUAUUCUGUACUUAAAUUUUCAAUUCAUCAUUUACAAAUUUCCACACUUCCACAUUACAAAAAAAAAAAUUUAGUUUGAGGGAAUAUACAUGUAUCUAUUUGUGAUGUUAUUUGUCACGGUUCCAGCCAGUCAAGUUAAAAUCAUAAUUCAAUAAAUAUUGUAACAUUAGUUUUUGCUUUCCCCCAUAAAAGUUAGCAAUAUACCCGACCAGAGGCAGCGAAAAGUAAUUAUCAUUACGAAAGCAUAUUUCCUAUUUUAUCUGGCCAAUAAGUCUGUUAGUUAGGUAGCAAUCUUCUGUCUACAAUUUUCUACAAAAAUCCAAUGAAACUUAUGCCCGACAUAUUUUAUCCCUGCGGCAUCAAAGUGGCUAUUGAGGGAAGGUGUUGGCUGGUUCUCCAUCUCUCAAGACUCCUUGAUUGUACAAAUAAUGCACAGGUAGGGAGGUUGUUGGUGAUGAUGCAGUGCACCAGAAUUGAAAUAUCUAAAUUUUGUUGUUUUAGUUUGUUGGAGUAUUCAAUACUCCCACAAAACUAAAACAACAAAAUUAUAAUUAAAUUCUGACAAACGAUAUACUUUGUAUUCAGAUGCUUCUUAAAGGGAGAUUAUCACCUGUUUUCAUGGAGAAUUCAACACCAUUUGGAUAUUGAUCACCCUGAGUAGAACAAGAUGCAUGAAUAGUAGACAGUAUGUAAUGCCACUGGAAAAUGCCUUAUGGUUAACUCAUUAAAUAACUUCCUGGUCGGAUAGUUGCACGAAGCUGAGCAAGCUUGGCUGUAGAAUUUCUUGUUGGUACCAAGUUUGCUUACCCCCAAAGAUGUCUCUGUUACAGGUAUUUCCAAUGCUUUUCACAAGAGUCUGGGGUCAGCAAAUAACAAUCCACUCCCCAUGAAAGCGGGUGCCCAUCUGAUUUGAAGAACAAGAGUUUUUAUCUACAGAGAUUGUGUUUCAAAUAGCUGAGCUGAUGGGAAUUCAAAUGAUUGUGAAUCUGAUUUGGUACCCACUUAAGAUUAGUCACCAGUCGUGUGAAAGUCAUGUGUAAUGUACAAACAGAUUCGUGAAACUCCUUCCUCUGAGAUAGAUUAUAUGAUGUAAUGAGACAACUCUAACUUGGUUUUAUGUUGACUGUGCCAGGGAGGCAUUUUAUGUUGAAUAUUGUGUUGUAAAUUGAAUUACAUACAAAGAUAACUUAAAUGAUACGUGAAUAAAGAAAAGUAACCAAUUAAUUUGAGUUUUCUUGUUAGAGUGGAGGUUAUAUUUUAUCAUGAGGACACUUUUGUCACACCAUUGAAGCUAAGACAACCCAUAUAAAAAAAAAGAAGCAGAAACUCCAAAUUGUUCAAAAUAGAAAUCUGAAUAAAUUGAUCUUGGGGCCCAGCAGCCACUGAGCAGUGCCUGAUCAAUGUUGCCCUAUCCCUUAAACUGUUGAACGCCAAACGGGGUAGCAGCAGCAAGCGUUUUUCACCAUUUUUAACGUCUUUCCUGUCCUUCCGGUUGUGAGAUGGACGCAUUACCAACAAAGCCGACAAAAACUGGUUAUGCCUGAAUUAUACCUGAAAUAAUAUAUUUUCAAUGACAUGCAAUGCUGCUAUUUUUUGUAUAGUUCUCAGAACUUUUGAUUCAAAGAACAUUGUAAUAAUAUAGAAUUGAAUUAAAUAUUUAAUGCAUUUACUUUAAAAAAUUGUAUUUUACAUGGACCAAAUAUAUUAUAGACUUUGUGACUACGAAAUAUAAAGAAUUUUGUCAUGUCAUAUUAUAUUUUAAGUUCGAGAGCCAAUAUGUAAUUGUAUACAUGUAUGCAUCUUGUAUUUCAUUGUCUGUAAAUUAAUGAAUCAUGAUCAUAAAUAUAAUGUAAAUCUAUGUUAAAAUA